This is a messenger RNA of Nylanderia fulva, 3164 nucleotides long. RefSeq names its product fibroblast growth factor receptor substrate 3. Lineage: Eukaryota; Metazoa; Arthropoda; Insecta; Hymenoptera; Formicidae. Gene Ontology annotation, biological process: fibroblast growth factor receptor signaling pathway. Gene Ontology annotation, cellular component: cytoplasm. Gene Ontology annotation, molecular function: transmembrane receptor protein tyrosine kinase adaptor activity; fibroblast growth factor receptor binding. The record is from RefSeq and is a predicted model, not a curated record.
UCGUCUCGUUUCGGGCUCGUCUUCCUCUCCCUCGGAAAAGAGUCCCCUUCCCGUGAGGCUUUAUCAAAUAUUUGUAUAAAUUAUAAUUACGACGUGCCUACAUAUAUCGCCUCGUCGCCUCGAACGAUGACGAAUUUGGCGCGGCCCUCGUCGUUAGUCCCGUCAUACACUUUGCGCCGCGAUCGUCCGGGUUCCUGCGCCCGAUACUAUGGUGAAAUGGCAUAGCCGCGCUGACGUGCGGCUGGUGAACGCGGUGCUUGGCGAUCGCGCACUCGUCGGAAGACGGAUCUCCUGUCGUCUCGUUUUGGCUAUGUCGUAUUUGAUAAACGAAGGAUGGGUUGCGUCAGUAGUAGGGCGAACGUUUUUCAAGUGAUGAACGUGAAUGACCAAGGUAAACCCAUUGCUCGAGGACGUUUGGAAAUCACCGAGAUCAACAUUAUAUUCCAUCAGAAUGGCAAGCAGCAGACUAUGUGGCCACUGCGUUGUUUACGGCGAUACGGAUACGAUUCGGAGCUAUUCAGUUUUGAAUCCGGCAGACGUUGUCCUACAGGCGAAGGCAUAUACGCCUUCAAGUGUAAGAAGGCGAGAGAUUUGUUUAAUCUUGUACAAACGAAAAUUCAGGUGUACACCAAUAGUGGAGAUGAUGCGCAGUCAAGAGACUCAAUUACGUCGCAUCCUACCCCAGCAGUGCCAAGACUGGCAGUAGAGCCUACUUACUUAGAUCCAAUAACAUCUAAUAGAAGUAACAGUUGUGUGGAGUCUAGAAUUAAUCAUAGUCAGCAAAACGGAAGAUUGAGCAGUGUUGGAAGCAGCAGUGGUCCUAUAUCACCCCAGGGUACCGUGGGAUCACCCUCGCCACCUCCUAUGAUGCCGCCUCCGCCACCGACAUCUCAGCCCCAUCCGUCCUCUUUAUACGUCAAUGAAGAAGUCUUGUCAUCUGGCCUCACAGAGCACAAUAAUAUCAAGAAUCUUGGAAGAACAGUACAAAGAUCACCACAGCCCGUUGUGGUCGAGAAUGCGGUAUUUAACAAUAAUGCAGUCGCAGAAAUAGAAUUAAUACCCGUUCAGCCUAAUGCAGAAGCUACGAAUUGUGACCCAGCGUCGCCGUUACUGACUAAGACCCCUUACAUGAACAUAGACAUCUGCAGUGAAACCGUCUGCAGUCGUAUCUCGCCAACACACAGUACUUUGGAAACGAAUCAGCUGAAGGAGGAGAGUAAUCCAGGCGGAUCUCAACACGCUUACAUAAACUUAAGUCCCGGACAGGAUCACAUAGAGAAGAUCGCUGUCAGGGCACGUCCAUGUCCGCCUCCAUUGCCCGUCUUGCCAUCGGACGUCGAGGAAGUCUCGAGGCAUUGUUACUACAAUUUGGAGGCGAGCGAGAUCCAGUAUCUGAAGAAACGAUACUCCGGUACCUCGAUAACCGAAAAGUCGCCGUUGGCUCCUUCUACGCCGACGGAAUGUCCGACGAGGGAGAUGAAUUACGCGAUCCUGGAUCUGGAUAAAAGAGAUUCGCCCCCUGGCACGUCCGAUACCAACAUGAAUUCGCCGCCAUCUCCGCCGGAAUCUCCAAACAAGCCGCAAGUAGGCUACGUCACGAUAGACUUCAAGAAAACGGUCGCGCUCUCGCACUCCGUCAAUUCCAAUCACGAUAACGAAGGCUCGAGGAAGACUCGUCACAAUUCGACGAUGGACGAUCUGCUGACGACUGCGUGCAAGCACAAUUCCUCGGUGAGUGAGUAACACAUUUUAUACUUCCUACAAUGAGAUCGUGUUCCUCGCUAUUUUGAAUAAAAGAAGAGAGAAAUUGGAAAAGAUCGAUUUAGUUUCGCUAUAAGCUUCUGGAAGUCAUUAAACUCAUUUUUUAAUUACUCGUUUAAUGAACUCAUUAGGCUUUAAACUUUCGACAUUUCUUAGCAAAUUGGAGGCUAUCGUAGUAUAGUUGAUAUACCGCGAGAUAUAUUUCUAGCGUAUAGAUUUGUACACCAAUUUUCAGUGCAUUUUAUCAGAGCAACAGUAUUCAUAAAUGAUAAGUCUUUUUUCCAAGUCGGAAUAAGGCAGCAUAAAAAAAAUUUUUUAUACAUAUGACACAUAUAGAUAAGUUUUUUAGUACUUCUCACACAGAUUUUUUACAUUUAGCGUUUUACAAACUAAUGUUGGAGGAAUUGGAAGCUAAAGUGCCCUAAUCUUUUUCUGUAAAUAUCAUAGAGAUUAAUAUGGCUCAAAUGAUCAUAUAACGGAGAUACAAAGUAUGUGGUAUAAAAAUAUACGUAAAGAAAAUAUAUACAUGAGUUUCACUGAGAAUCAUAAUAUAGUGAUUAAUUUUAAGUGAUUGCUGUCAUUAAUUAUUGGAUCUAUCGCGAAGAUAAUUGAUAAACAAAGUGUAAAUUUAUAACGAAUAUUUCUAUGAUUAAGUAAUCACUUGAAAUAAGAUUGCGAGUGUCAUAUUCAUUUAAGUUUGAUACUUGUGAUGCGAACGACUAACGAUAUUAAAAACAAUACGUAGUUGAUGCAAGCAUUUAUUACGUUCCAAAGAUUAUAUAUAUUUUCGUUUCUAGUAAAAAAUUUAUAUACGGAUGUAUUUAGCAUUUAUUAGCAUUAGUUGAUUUGAGUUUUUAAUUUUUCUUCUGUUAGAGCUCUUAAGCUGUGUAAUAAAAUGCUGCAAUACACAUCCAAGAUGUAAAUAAGCAUCACUUAUGAAUAUAAUAAUCAUUAAUUUUUUUAUAGAUAUGUAUAUUGUUAUCUAUUACAUUUACAUUUUAUUAUUAAAAAAGUGAAAUUUAAACCAAAUACAUCACAUAUAUUUUACACAUUUUUACGUUAAACCAAAAAUAUAUCUAUAAAAAAUAGAUAUAAUCAAGUAAGAGUCUAUUUGUCAGUCAAUAAAAUAUUUUUGACACACUCACACGCACACAUAGAAAUACACUUACAUUCGCGUGUGUUGAAAGAUACGUAGAAAAUAUUGCAAAAAACAUUAGAUCUUUAUUUUUUAUGUAAAUUGCAUUCCAGUUCUUUCUCUCUCUUCCUCCUCCCCCUUCUCUCGCUAAAAAGAAUUAGUUUAUGAGCCACUAUUCUUAAUAAUUCAGUCGACACGAUUGAAUUAAAUAGGAAUAACAAGUCUUAUUAAAAAAAAAAAAAAAAAAACGCUUUCUUAUAAAAUGCAC